Messenger RNA from Talaromyces marneffei, 1635 nucleotides. RefSeq lists its product as uncharacterized. The transcript has a single exon. The coding region runs from base 1 to 1635 and encodes 544 amino acids. NCBI's taxonomy places the organism in Eukaryota, Fungi, Ascomycota, Eurotiomycetes, Eurotiales, Trichocomaceae. The record is from RefSeq and is a predicted model, not a curated record.
AUGACUCCGUCUCUGUCGUCCAAUACUCCGACCAACACACAGAAGAGCCAGUUACAGCGACAGGAUUCUGAUGAUCCUAAAGAAGCCUGCAAUGAUUUGACCGCAACCAAAAAACGCAAGCGCCUCUCAGGACGCCCUCUCCUCUCCUUCGCACAACUCAAGUCCCGUAAAGCAGCACGCGAAGCCGCCAGUCGAUCCAAAAACGCAUGGAAAUUCCCUCCUCAGCAGACAGAAGCUUCAACUGCCUCUAUUCUCAAAACGACUCAAUCCAAGCGUCGUAAUGGAUCUUCCGCACUUGAACAGCUGCCCAUCGAGCUUCUGGAAAGAAUUUUCCUGUAUGCGCUCGAAACAAAUUUUUGUCGCGCCAGCCCGUUCCUAGCUUCAGCCGUGUCGAGUGAACGAAUAUAUCGGACGCUGAUUCGACUCGCUUUCUUCAAGGAUACCGAACAUGAAGGGAAUUGUUUGCCAGUGCCGGGACGACGGCAGCGAGUGAAAACCGCGCGUGAAAGAAUCGCAGAAGCGUUGAAGCCUGCGGAUUACAACAUGCGCCUCGACGAAACAGAUCGCGCCAAUCUGCAAGCUACGAUUCUGAGAUGCAGAUGGUGCACCAAAAAGCGUAUACUGGUACAGCUUCCAGUACUGACCCAGAUGAAUAUUUGGAAACAUUGGGUUGGUACUGGAAUUGAAAUUUCAGACCCCGUCGGCCAAACAACGCUCGAUGAUUUUCUGAGCGUUCGUGGACACGAAACCCUGCGUACUUUUCCUACGGCGUAUACCUCGCCUCUAGAAGGUACUGGGCCGGACGGGUCUACAUACUCAAUGUCCAUCAAGCCAUUGAGAUGGAUUAAUAUUUUUCGUUGGACACCAAAAAGAGCGUCAAUUUGUCCUCGUGCAAUGAACAUUCGAAUAAUACCGGAUUAUCUGCUACGUGGGCGGCGUACAGGUGACGGUAAAGAAUGGUGUUUCGCAGAAGAAGAUCUCGACCUUUUGGAAUUGUUCCGUCAACAAUACGAUUGGUGUGGUACAGGCCAUGACGUUUCAUUCUCAAGAAAUGCUCUUCAAUCUGGAAUUCAAACUGCAAUUACUAGUCAGAAUAUGCGCGCACUCACUUCGCUUCUCAAGGUGGAUGAGCUUUUCUUUCGACAACGAUCAACUCAUGACCCUCCCCCAGGAUAUGCCAAUCAACAUACCGGUCAGUAUUAUGCAAUUCCAGAGGAUCACUUUCUUCAGGCUAUACGACUGCCGAUGCCGGAAGCAAUGCAUUCCUUUAUAUUGCUUUUACGCUGCAACGCAGAAAGCAUGCCUCCUGAUUCUUCUGAAUUGACCCAAUGGGCUAUGGAAUUGUCAAGUUACCACGAGAACAACGAGAUAGAUGAAGCGGUACAAUUAUUCGGCGAAUGGUUAUUAGACUUCAUGAUCGAAUUGCCAGGAUACAUUGAUGAAGCUCGACAAGUUCCACGUGAAAAAGCACUAUUCUACCAUGGCGAACUCAAUACGCAGUCCCGGAUGGGAAAACGCUUCCGUGACGAAGUAUGCGAUCGGCUACCUUUCACGUCCUGGGAUAACUAUCACCAACCGUGGUUCUUCGAGUAUUCUUAUGAUGUAUCGACGUCCUGGUCUACAGAUAUCCAAUAG